AAGUGACGUCAUUCAAAAACAGGAGGAAGCCAUUGAUUUUCAGUAUUCAAAUUUUCGUUUGGAUUUUUCCUUGUAGAACAAGUAUAGAUGGUUCACUAAUCAUAUACUAUGUCUAGUAUACCACAGUGGAAGCAGGCCUUGCUUGAGAGGAGGCGCCGACAAGAUGAAGAAGCGCGGAAAAGGCACAAACAAGAGCUUCAAAAACUUUCUCAUAUGCCUGCGUGGAAACGGGAUUUAAUUUUGAAACGAAAAGGAUUCCUAAAUUCUGAUAGCAUUUCUUUGACUGAGACAGUGUAUAGUAAAACAAAUACAGAACAAAACAUUCCUUCUAACAUUUAUGCAAAUAAUGUGACUGAAAAUGGUGAUAUUCCUGAUACAAAAUCUAACGAAAAUGGGGAUGUAGAAAGUGACAUUCAUGCCACACCUUUUGAGUCCAAUUCUGACUCAUGUCUCACAAAUGGAUUUGAACUUGUGGGGAGUUUUGAAAAUGAGGAGGAAGCCUUGAACAGUCGAUUGGUUUCCAAUCAGUCCAAUAACAUGUCGAAUAUACCAAUAAACAGUGAUUUAUCGGUUGCUGAGGACAUAAAAUCUAGGCCUGCUAAUUCUGUAUCUAAAAGAUGUGACAGCUGGGAUAGUGAGACAGAUGUAAAGGGUACAACAAACUUAGUUACAUCUCAGACUCUUCAAGAUCAAGAGGCCGAGGAAGAGGAGAUGCAGUAUCAACCAGGAUUUGUACAUAAACUAUUAGGAAAAUUUAUUGCCCUGUCAAAACAGGAUCAAUCUGAGCAACAAAUGCCUUCACUACGCAGGACUCACAGCUUAGAAAAUAUUGUGGAUACACCAAGUAUUGAUGAAAAAUUAGAAUCGCAUCAUCCAAGAUCUAAUAUCUAUAUUCCUCCUCCUAUAAUUACGACAAGUCGGAUGAUAAAUGUGAACACUUUAUCGCCAAGGGAACGGUUAGGCUCAACAAGUCCUUUGAGUCAAGUCCAUUAUGAACAAGAUUUAGCCAAAGCAACUGAAAUUCUCCCAGAAACCAAACAGCGACAAAACCUUCCUCGAGAAAACUCAAUAGAGGGAGAUAAAAAAGUAGUUGAAGAGAAAAUUGAGACUGUUAAUAUGCAGGAUGAUAGUUUAUCAGAAGAGGCUGUCGUUGAAAAAGCAGUAGAUGAAGAGCCUAAAUUUGUAGGUAUUGCUUCUACAAAAAGUAAAUUCGAAACCCUUUCAAAACCUUCACCGAAAAAACGAAGGGCUCCACCCCCUCCCAAUCCAAUUAAACCAUGGGAAAAAGAAAAUGCUUCAAAUAAUGCACAAGUUGACUCAAUCUGUAAGGAAACAGAUCGCAAAGUUAUUAAAACAGAAAUAAGCAGCUCUACAAACAAUGAACAAGUAAAUACCAUAAAUGGUGUUGAACCAAAUGUGAAUGGAAGUUUACAUAAAGAAAAUAAAAUAGAAACUAAUAAUAAGCCAAAUGUAUUGAAAGAACAAAAUGACACGACGAAAGAGAUUCUUAAGAAGCUUAGGAGGUUAGGACGAUCUUGGCAUUAUAGCAAAGACCCAGAUAAUCGUGAUAUCCCUACUAAUGCUAUACCAGUUGACAUAUCUGGUCUAAAUGACAAAAUCAAUCUCAAAGUUAGUAAACCCAAAGAAAAGGCAAGCUCUAACACUAAUAUAACACUUACAUCUAUCAAACCUAAAACAGAUGAAAUACCUCAAACCAUAUCAAAGCCAAAACAGGAAAAUAAAAAUCUGACCAAAGCUGCACCAAAACUUCCAGUUCCAAAAGACACAUAUGCUCUCAAAAAGAAAGCUCCAAAGGUUGCACCAGCCCCAACCAAUAAUGACUCUGGUGGAUUUAGGAUACGAGCUGCUGACCAUAGUGCACCCGUACCUAAAACCAGAUCCUUUGAGCUUACAAAACGUUCUCGUAUACCACCUAGUGGAGAUACAGGAUCGGUGACUAUUAUAAAUAUUGGUAACGACUCUACAGAAUAUAUCUCUAAUAAGAGCUCGCCUGUUACCAAUAUUGAUGAUGUCACAAUAACAACAGAGUCUGUCCCUGUGACAAACAUUGAUGAUGUUGCAAUCGUUGAUAAGGAUAAGCGUGUUCCAGAAUCUUGUAACAUUGUAUUUAUUGGAGAAAAUGUCAAAGGAUCGCGGAACUGCAUGAAGAAAACAAGGAAUUAUAAGCAGAGUAAAUGUCAGUUCAAUGAAACAGAGAGGCUCUACACAUACCCUGAUGAAGGAUUCCUUCUACGCCAUCUUGACAUUACACCUGACUGGGAGCUGGAGAAAAACAACAAGAACCUGUGCAAGAACAACAAGGACGAUGAUGAUGAUGAGGAUGAGGUGAAACCUGCAAAGGUUGGCCCACUUGCACCAAAAGAUGUUGAUAUCGUGGAUGCUAGUGCAUCAGUUUCUGCUCUUAAGUCAACCCCAGGGAUUGGAGCCAGUAGUAAAGGAGAUCUGUCGAACUAUCGCUCAAAGUUCCAACAAGAAUUCGAAUUUGGGAAACGGGAAGAAGAGGAGGAGCCAAAAAUUGUUCACAGACCUGAACCCACCCCUGACCCAGAGGAUGUCACGGUGAAGCCAUCUGAAGAGGACGAAAACUUUGCAUGGUCAGAUUCUGCGACAUCAGACAUGUUAUUUUAG
Molecule: messenger RNA, 2649 nt
Organism: Owenia fusiformis
Lineage: Eukaryota; Metazoa; Annelida; Polychaeta; Sabellida; Oweniidae
Source: the annotation of a GenBank genome assembly